Molecule: messenger RNA, 2918 nt
Organism: Symsagittifera roscoffensis
Lineage: Eukaryota; Metazoa; Xenacoelomorpha; Acoela; Convolutidae
Product: lateral signaling target protein 2 homolog
Exons: 3
Coding region: 1428-2918 (496 amino acids)
Source: RefSeq, a predicted model, not a curated record
AUAACUACAUCAAAAAUAUCGACGUCAACUUUUAUUUAUGCUGUUAUAGGCACUGCAUUUCUGUCGCCAACGUGUAGAGAGAAGUUUCCUUUUUCCUUUUCAGCACCUGAAAAAAAUGAAAUAUUGCUGUUUGAUUUGAUGCUGAGAAUAAUUUUUUAUCCGUUUUACUGUUAAUUCCUCGUGUUUUCCGCUGCUGCAGGUUCAGAAAAGAGUGUGUAGUGAAUGAGUAGUGAAAUAUAUCCUAUUAUUGUGGGUCCUCCUUUUAUUCCAUUAAUGUAUGGUCACUCAGCAUCUUCAUCGGCACAAAAUGGCCACGGCGGCCACAGCCAAUGACCAUACUAUACACACACCUGCUAUCAAGUCCACUUCAGAACGAAUUAUUCCAAAAAAACAAAAAAACACAACCCCCCUACCCACUCCCACUCCCCAAUCCACACUCCCUUCUAAUCUGUUCAAAUCGCCACAAUCCCCCCAGUAUCCUGCAGUUGCAACAUUGGUUCUCAAUCAUUUACUUUUGUCACGCUCCUUCGCAUAUAGUUUGUUUUCGUGUUUAGUUAUUUAUGAGUACGGAAUACUGCUGGCAUUACAUUUAAUUCAGAGACAGCAAAUGUACCAGCUACGAAUGGCUGAGCCAGAGAUAUACCAAAUAGCAGACCACAUCAACCGUCAUUAUCCAAAGGUAUUCUCCAAUCAGAAAUACACUCUAUCAAACGACAUAAGCGGUGGCCACUGGAAUUAAAUGAAAACAAGGCAUCAACAAUGCUAGACACCACACAAGCACGGCCAUGGCAUCGUGAUUGCGUGAACAACUAAUCUGUACAACAUAAUCUGUUUAUGCUAGCAGUGCUUCUUUCUCUUCUAUGCCGCCAUAUAGCUGCCAAUCGGGCACUCCGGGGGGACAUUUACCAUCAAAACCGCAAUAAACACAUCAUCACAGUUUAAUCAGCGCCGUUAUUGCAUCAGUACUGCAAUUGCAAUAGGAAGAAGGGACAGAACAGGCAGAGAACAAUGCAAUCAAGACCAUCACUGAACAAUACACUUGUAUAGUCCUACCAUUCGCAAUAUCCACAAGCAUGAUGCAAGUGGGUUUGUAUGCGCAGUCGCUGCAGUGUCACUUCUUUGGCCGGAUGCAGAAUGCGCAGGGCUGCUCUUAAUUAUCUGCAUCUGCUGCCAUUAGUGCCGCCGCCUAACUUCCACUUAUAUCUAUCCAUUUCAGUUACAAUCGGGCAAUCCGCUCAAUUUCCCACAAUUUAUACUCACUCCUUGUCCCUCUUCUCUUAACAAAACUGAUCAGCUCAGAAAAACAAACACACAAAGAACAAACAACAUGGAUUUGUGGAGAAAAUACAUUAUAAUUGUUGUUUGGGUGGUGUCUAUCUACUACUGAAUAGUGCCUAUCUGGUUACUGUCUGAUUCCAUGUUCCACGAUGCUGGAGUUCACAAAGAACACUUUUUCCAGUGCCUUGGCUCGCUUUCAGUCAAACACAGCUCCACCAGUUGUGACGCAUUCCAAUGCAUCUUGUAAGACAUUCAACCAAUCUGACCAACGCCAACUCACUGACCAAGUCCAGCAGAAUCAUCAGCAGUUCCAGCAUGUCCAUUCGGCUACUUUUCAGGAGCCUCAGCAUCAUGAGGAACUACAAGCAGAAAGUGUACAACAAGUAUCACAUCACAAGGAUAAACAUAAUGAUCAUCAGGAGUUGCAUCUUCAACUGCCGCAGUGUGAUUCAUCGAUCUGGUUACCCGACAACAACUCCAUCGACAACAACAAUAGCCAGAUUAAAACCAUAAAAACGUGCCCUGAAAAGAGGCCAGAUUGUUUCACCAAUGAAACAACUCCUGUUUACGCCACUGGGAGUGAACAGUACACUUGUCAGGACUAUUCUGCAAGUGCUCAAAAUUCGAACGGAUCCGCUGAGACUUUUCUUGAUACUACAAAUGAUGAGCCGAGAAAAGUGGCUGCUCUUUUUCAAACAGCUGAGACGGAUUCCUCCGCUACUUUUUGGCCUCCCAACAAAACGGACUUUUAUCGAGAUAGUGGCGGAAGUGACGAUGAUCCCAGGAAGCAAGAGAGGAGCGAACGCGAGCAGGAAAACCCUGAACAUCAUUUGAACAUGCCUGGCAUAUGUAGGCCAUCAACCUGCUUGGACAUAGACACUUCUUUACAGGUUUCAACUAAUUUGGGACCACUUGAUGACCAAGUGCGCAACUCAAAUGAUGUUGCGCCAAAUCACUUUUCAGGCCCUGGAAGCGAGUUUAAUAUUGCUUAUGAGAGUAUGGACAGCACAAGAGACCACAGCAGAUACAUGAUACCCGCAACACACGGGCCUCUUUUCAACAUAAAUCGAGGAGACAAGCUAGAGGGAAAAGAAGAAGAAGAAGAAGAAGAAGAAGAAGAAGAAGAAGAAGAAGAAGAACUUUACAUCAACGUGAACUCUCUUAGUUUGCAGUCAAAAGAGCAAAGCAGUUACAACACUGCACUAGGGUAUCAUGAAUACUCGAUUAAUCACUGCUCGCUAGCAGACUCAAGCAGAUUAGGAGAGCAUCCGCCGCAUGAUUUGCCUCCCUCACAUCAAAAUGUCCAAACGGGGUCUCAAAGUCUAGUCGAGCAACAUGCAGCGACAACAUCUCAGAACUUUCCAUCAUUAGCUGCAGAUGAUGGGAAGGAAGGGUGGGAUUAUUAUAGCCAAUUAACAUGCGAUUAUUCAGCCUUAGAAGCAGAUUACGAGUAUGAAAAUAUGGGUGAUUUGAGGGAGCAGAUCAAUCGACGUGAUCAGAUUCGUUUGGACGCAUUUAGAGACAGAGAUAAGGAGACAAAUGAGCUUCUACUUGGUUCUCGCUAUGACUUUGAGUCCGGUGGGAUUUUGGGAGAAAGAGCGGCGGCGGCGGCAGUGGCAACAAGUCACUGGGAUUACUAA